Molecule: messenger RNA, 2140 nt
Organism: Phaedon cochleariae (mustard beetle)
Lineage: Eukaryota; Metazoa; Arthropoda; Insecta; Coleoptera; Chrysomelidae
Source: the annotation of a GenBank genome assembly
AAAGUUGAAGUUGAAAAUAAUGAGUGGAAUAGUGGAAGAACAAAAGGAACAAGGAAUUAAUUAACGAAAAAUGUGAAACCUAUGAAAACUAAUUGAUACUAAUAAUAGCAUUUAGAAAUAUAUCAGUUAUCGACAAAAUGAAUAUGGAUGUGAGUCCUUUAAGUAUAAUAUUAGUAAAAUCGGACAGCAAAGGCGACAGAUUAUUGUUUCGCUACCCCUUUCUAAUCAAACAGAACAACGAACCUUCGAGUACACAUAGAAAAAAUCCCUACACGUUACCUAUUGUUGAAGACCUACUUCAAAGUCCUGUGCAACCUUCUUCAAAUAUUAACAAGGAAAAUUUGACUGGGUUAACAGAUGAAGUGCUCUCAUCACUCUUUGCUGUGAAAAUGGAACUAUGCAAUCGAAAAUUUGAACUAAAAGUCAAUGAUGUUAGGUUUGUGAGCCAUCCAACAUUAUUGCAAUUGAGAAACAAACAGGAGAAGGAAGAUGAUUCUGGAAUUAUGUUGGUGAAUAUUGUUUUUGCACUUCAAGCAUUGGCAAGUCAUUCAGUAGUCAAAUGUUAUCAUGAUUUGAGCAAAAGAUUAGGAAUUGUCUUGAAAUAUGAAGAAAAACGGUGUGGCUAUGUUUCUGAGCAAACUCAGUUGAUGACAACAGCUCUUGAUGAUGGUUACCCAAAUGGACCAGGCAGUGCUUUCAAAAUUAUUUUAGAAAAGUGUCCAUUAGCUAGUAAUAUUAAAAAAAUGUAUGAUGAUCUUUGCAGUACAGGGCUGGUGAAUUUGAGAAUUAACAGGUGGAUACCAUUGAGUUUCUGCCUUCCACAAAAAGUACAUCAGUGGCAUAUGAGAGGAAAAAUUGUUGAACCUGAAGAUAUAGACAGGUGUCUCAAUGCUUUGAGACCAUACCACAGUUUGCUUUUACUUCAUCCUUUGCAACAAAUGAAUGACUUCACUUCACUUGAUGGGUCUCCAUCUUUAGUCAGAAUGUUAUCACAGUAUUCGCCACUGAAAAACCUGCAAACAUUAGCUGCAGAUUCUGAUCUAACCUUAUCACAUGUAUUUGAAUUGACAGCUCAUCUAGUCUACUGGGCAAAAGCCACUGUUAUAUUUCCAGUAUGUUCUACCAACAAAUAUGUAAUAUCUCCUAAUGCACCUAUUCACAUAAAUUCUCCACUAGUAGAAACAUUUUAUGAAACUUUUCCUGGUGUGAAUCUCAACAGAGUUAUCAGUGAAUUUUCACUACCAACUUCUUUGGGGCAGAAAUGUAACCCUCUCUAUCACCGUUCACAGCAGUCUCAUCUUGUGCAAACGAUAAUUUGGAUGUUGCAGCAUCAUUUGUUGUUGCAGUUGCAUACUUAUAUACAGUAUAUGCCAACAGAAAAUGGAUUAUUACAUAUCAAAUCAGAUCAGAGUAAAAAACACAUGACAUCACCUUCACCAAGAAGUAGUACAGUUAUGUCGAAUUAUCAAGCAACAAACACAGAAUAUCCAAGGGCUGAAUCAGAAAGUGGAGCUUCAACUGUUUCUGAAACUCCUGAACUCCUAUCCAAGGCCGUUAUUAUUGAGAAUGUUAGUUUCACAUCCACUGAAGAUGACAAACAAGACUUUCAAGAGGAACUGUUACUUGAUUUUACAGAUGAGGAAAGAAGUUCAAUAUUUAAGAUUCCUGCAACAAAUACACCUGAGGAUUUAAAACUCUUUGCAAAAUUAUGUAGAAAAGAAUAUUUUCAAGGAAAUCACCACAUUGAAGAAAUAAUGUACCUGGAAAAUUUGAGAAGAAGUCAAUUAUUGCAACUUUUGGACAAAUUUAGAGACGUCUUGAUUACUUAUGAAACCGAGGAUCCCGCCAUAGCGAUGUUUUCUUGCUCUUCAUAGCAUUGUUGAAUUGAAUUGUUAUAAUUCAGCUUUAUUUGAUGAACUAUUGUGAUUGAUAAAAAAUUAUUUUAUUCUCACUACUGGUGAGUAAAAAUUAUCAAAAUUUUUUAUACCUGAGAAUUUUUUAUAUUUAGUAAUGAUGAGAUAGCUAUUAUUGUUUUAUUUGUUUUAUUUAUGAAUUCUUAUACAUUUCAUUAUAAUGCACUGAUUUUUGUAGAAAUUAUGAAAAUGAGAAGAGAAAUAUAUAAUAUACAUUUUUAUAAACU